AUGUCGGGCGAGUGGCUGCGGCGCUGGCGGCGGGGCGGCCCCGCGGAGCGGCCCGGCGGAGCCCCGGCACCGGGCCCGGGCCCGCCGCCCCCCGCCCUGCGCUACCGCCGGCCCAAGUUCGUGCCCGGCGGCGGCGAGGAGGCCCCGCGGGGCGGGCGGGCCGUGCGCGGAGCCGCGCCCGAGCGGCCGCUGCCCUGGGGCGCGGGAUACGCCGAGGUUAUCAAUGCCGAGAAGUCAGAGUUCAAUGAGGACCAGGCAGCCUGCUGUCAGAUCUCUGUCCGGAGGAGAGAGCCAGGCCUGGAGGAGGAUGAGGAAUGGCUGAUCCUGUGCUCCACACAGUUCCUGACUGGUCACUACUGGGCACUGUUUGAUGGCCAUGGCGGCCCGGACGCUGCCAUCAUCGCCUCCAACUAUCUGCACUACUGCAUCAAGCAGAAGCUGGAGGAGGUUGUGGGAGGCAUCACCGAGGCCCAGCCCCCCAUGCACCUCAGCGGGCGCUGCGUUUGUGACAGUGACCCCCAGUUCGUGGAGGAGAAGCACAUCCACGCGGGAGACCUGGUGGUGGGAGCCCUGGAGAAUGCCUUCCAGGAAUGUGAUGAAGUCAUUGGCCAGGAGAUGGAAGCUACAAACCAGACAGGAGGUUGCACUGCUCUGGCUGCCCUUUAUUUCCAGGGAAAGCUCUAUGUGGCCAAUGCUGGGGAUAGCAGGGCAAUUCUUGUCCUGAAGGACAGCAUUGUGCCCAUGAGCAGUGAGUUCACCCCCGAGUCAGAGAGGCAGCGAAUCCAGCACUUGGCUUUCCUUUUCCCCAAGCUCCUGGAUGGUGAAUUCACCCGCUUUGAGUUUCCUCGGAGGCUGAAGGGAGAUGAUGUGGGCCACAAAGUGCUGUACCGGGAUUACUUCAUGGAGGGCUGGGGGUACAAGACGGUGGAGAAGGCUGACCUCAAGUAUCCUCUGGUCCAUGGUCAUGGGAAGCAGGCUCGCCUGCUGGGCACUCUGGCUGUCUCUCGAGGCCUGGGGGAUCAUCAGCUCAAGGUCAUUGACACCAACAUUGAAGUCAAACCCUUCCUCUCCUGCAUUCCUAAGGUGAAUGUAUUUGACUUUGCUCUGCAUGACAUUAAGGAAGAUGAUGUCCUCAUCAUGGCAACUGAUGGCCUUUGGGAUGUUCUGUGCAACGAUGAGGUGGCCCAUGUGGUCAGGAGCUUCCUUGCAGAAAACAGGACAGAUCCUCAAAGGUUUUCAGAACUGGCCAAGUGCUUGGUCUGCAGGGCAAGGGGAAAGAAGAGAGGCCACCAGUGGAUGCUGGAUGACAGCCACGAGGCAUCCUACGAUGACAUCUCUGUAUUUGUCAUCCCACUACACAACAGGGAAGAGGACUGACUGUCAGGAUGACACAGCAUCUCUGUGCUCCCUUACUCUGGUGCCAUUCUGCAUCAGCCUGAGACUGAGGAACUUCUGCUGCUCUUCCAGCAAAACCAUUUGCAGUGGGACCUGAAA
Messenger RNA from Melospiza georgiana, 1494 nucleotides. It is a transcript of the gene PPM1M, whose product is annotated as protein phosphatase, Mg2+/Mn2+ dependent 1M. The transcript is spliced from 10 exons. Gene Ontology annotation, molecular function: protein serine/threonine phosphatase activity. The coding region runs from base 1 to 1377 and encodes 458 amino acids. The record is from RefSeq and is a predicted model, not a curated record. Lineage: Eukaryota; Metazoa; Chordata; Aves; Passeriformes; Passerellidae. Gene Ontology annotation, biological process: protein dephosphorylation.